Tarenaya hassleriana is the source of this 1130-nucleotide messenger RNA. RefSeq lists its product as uncharacterized. The transcript has a single exon. NCBI's taxonomy places the organism in Eukaryota, Viridiplantae, Streptophyta, Magnoliopsida, Brassicales, Cleomaceae. The record is from RefSeq and is a predicted model, not a curated record. Bases 361 to 972 code for a protein of 203 amino acids.
AAAAAGCAGAGAGCUUUCUGUUUGUUUCCUGAGAAAAAAAAAAACACUACUAUUUUGCCCCCUUGAUACAACAGCGGAAGUGUCAUUUCCAGUUUCCAAUCUCUCUCUCUCUCUUCUGGGUUUUGUCUGAGAGAGAGAAAGUAUGAGACUUUCCUCAAAUUCGAGAUGAACACACUCUUAAUCUCCCUUUCUAAACCUAGAUCCGAAACAGUUUCUUAAACUUCAUUAACAAUGGAUAAAAAGCUAAUCACUUUUCAAUUUUCAUAAUCUCCUUCCAUUACAGCAGCCCAUCUGGUAGGCUUAGCUUCUACACAUCUCGUGCUUUUGUUCUGUUCUUUGGGUUUUUUUUUGUUUGGUGCCAUGAACAUGGAGGGAGAAGCUGAUGAGCGAAAGCACUUUUCUUGGGUCUGCUCUCUAAGGCCGCCAUUACUGCUCAUCUUUGUAACCUUGAUUCCUUCAACAGCGUUCUUCUUCUUCCUAAGCUCUCAUGGCUUAACCUCUUCUGUCCUGAUAACAAUCACUGUCCUGUUCAUCUCAAGCUCUGUUGUGUUUCGUAAGUUGUGGAAGGACAAGACAAGGGCCGCCUGUUCGGCUGAGGAAUCUGCCCAUGAAGAGAAUCACAAGCACCAAGUCCGAUGUUAUGUGUCCGAAACGACGGAUCCACCAUCCGACACAGAGUCAAGCAGUGAGGAUUUGGAGAUCGACUGGGUGAGUUCUAAUGGGUUGGUUUGGGAUGUAACAUCAUGCUUUGAUGAUGAUGGCGAUGAUGAUGGUCUGAUUGAGAUCGCUCUUACGAACGAUGAUGGGUCGAAUAGAUUACCAAGCGAUGAUCCAAAGGGUAACAAGGAGCUUAAUCUGCAGAAACUUUGGGAUGAAGACGGAGAAGAGGAGGAGAUUAUUAACGACGAAGAAGAAAACCUCAUAGAGAUUGAUAUCUCCAUUGGGUCCAUCAAGAAACCAACCAACGGCUGAGAUUUGAAACCGUAUGCUCAAAUUAUUUUUCAUUUGAAUUGUACAAAACGCUGCCGUUUUUUCGUUCUUGAAUCUCCAUUGGAGUUCUUCCUUCGUUGUAUGUUAUUAGCUAGGGUUUAAGUUUUUUUUUUUUUGAUAAUAAUACCGCAGUAUCUCCA